ACCAAAAAGCAGUCAGUCUCCCUCCUUUCUCGCACUACCAUCACCAAACCACAAUACAAAGGAAAGUGAUGCCGAGUUGAAAAAACAAGAAGAAAAAAAGAAAUGGUCAUGAGCAACCUUCAGCUAGACUACUCUACUCAGAAAACAAUCUUAGCCCUGAGAAUCAUAAUCUCUUCUCUGCUUUUCCUUCUCUUUUCUUCACUUAGCAUUCAUGGCUACCCAAUCCAAGCCCAUAUCUUCAUCUAUGCAGGCUGCUCUCAAGAAAAGUACCAACCAAGCUCCCCCUUUGAAGCCAACCUCAACUCUUUUCUAACAUCAGUGGUUAGCUCAUCCUCUCAAGUCUCUUACAACAGUUUUGGAGUUGGAAAUGGAAGCUCAACAACACUAGAAGGCACCAUAUAUGGCUUAUACCAGUGUAGAGGUGACUUAAAGAUUUUCGACUGCGCAAAAUGCUUAGAGAGUGCAGUAAAUCAAAUUACUUUGGUUUGUCCCUACUCUUAUGGGGCUUCUUUGCAGCUUGAGGGUUGUCUCAUAAGAUAUGAGCAUGUUAAUUUCUUGGGGAGGCUUGACACAAGUCUUAGGUACAGAAAAUGCAGUAAAAGUAGUGUGAGUGAAGAUGUUGAAUUCUUUAGGCGCAGAGAUGAUGUGCUUGCUGAAUUGCAAGGAACAAAUGGCUUUAGGGUUAGUAGCUCUGGUUUGGUUGAAGGUUUUGCUCAGUGUUUGGGGGAUAUGAGCCAAAAUGACUGCUCUUCUUGCAUUGCUGAUGCUGUGGGAAAGUUGAAGAGUUUGUGUGGAUCAGCAGCAGCUGUUGAUGUGUUCUUGGCUCAGUGUUAUGCUCGGUAUUGGGCAUCUGGCUACUAUGAUAUCUCAGAUUCCUCUAACCAAGACCAAGUGGGGAAGACAGUGGCCAUUAUUGUUGGGACAGUAGCAGGGCUAGCUAUUCUGAUUGUUAUUCUCUCAGUUUGCAGGAAAACCAUGGGUUAAGGAGAUGUGGAGAGAGAGAGAGAGAGAGAGAGAGAGAGAGAGAGAGAGAGACUACUUUCUUGAAAGAUAUGGAGGAUACAUAAUCAUGACAGAAGUCCACAAAUUGAUGUUGGCUUCAAUAUUCUAGUGAAAGCUCUAUGUUUUCUACUUUUUGUCUAUUUUAAUACCAAUUGGGUUUUUUUUUUUUUUUCUUUCACAAUAGAAGGUGGUGUUAUCCUAUAGCAUAAAGUAGCACUCUAAUCUCCAUCAACUUCAAAAGGGCUGCUGAUUCUCUUAGCUUCAUGCUGUCCAACAAAAACCCAUCUCUUUUUCAACUUCAUUCUUUGGGUUAACCAACCUUUGUUUGGUAAA
Molecule: messenger RNA, 1335 nt
Organism: Prunus dulcis (almond)
Lineage: Eukaryota; Viridiplantae; Streptophyta; Magnoliopsida; Rosales; Rosaceae
Product: plasmodesmata-located protein 8
Exons: 3
Coding region: 103-984 (293 amino acids)
Cellular component (GO): plasmodesma
Source: RefSeq, a predicted model, not a curated record